CGGCGAAAUCGUGAGGCGGGGCUGUGUGAAGACGGAGGCAGAUCGGAAAGACUAACGAUAUGUUUCGGGCGCUUGAAUGUAUUUAUAUCGAGUUAUUACGAUGACCGGACAAUCGGAUUAAUACCCAAGGUAAAUUUGGAUCUUCGCCGCGUGAAAAAGGUCUUCUUGCACCAUCUGCGUGCAGUGACGACUUGUCGGCACGGGGGACUGUCCGACGACAGAAACAGAGGUUUCCCUUCACUCUGACCUCUGAGCCUGAUAACGGUUCCUCAAAACGAAAAUAUCGGACUGUCGGGGGCGGAGCGGACAGAACCGGUAUUUCUCUCUGGAAGAACAGCGGGCAGGCAGCCUCGCGCUAUAAUAGCGCAGGUUUCCACUCAGACAGGACGCGUGAAUUUGUGAGCUGCCCUGUAUCGUACGCAAUAGGUCUCCCAUCACUCAAGAAUACACAGGCGCACCUAUCCCUUGUGUCCCAAAUGAGAUUCGGCUAUUGAACGCGGUCGCGACACCAACGCUGAGCACCCUGGUCUGACGGAGCCCCCCUGCCCAGCCGGAGCAGCCAUGAGCGGCCAGCAGGAGGAAGCGGACGGGCUGUACGUGCAGCACCAGUACAUGUGCAGCGAGUGCCACCAGCUCUUCAACACGCUGGAGGAGGUCCUGGUGCACCAGCAGAGCCACACGGGCCUGGAGGGCGAGGGCGAGGAGGCCGGGGCCGCCCAGCUGGAGCUCGCCGACGCCCAGGCCAUGGGGGAGAGCCAGUACCAGUGCCUGGAGUGCGGGACGCUGCUCAGGACCCCCGAGGAGCUGCUCCUGCACCAGGAGCUGCACAUGAGAGAGGCGGGGAUGGAGGCCGAGCACCACGAGCUGUGUGAGGUGGUGGAGUCCAGCGAAACCAUGACCGCGCCCCAGCUGUCCGGGCAGAUACAGUACCAGUGUCUGGAGUGCCUGGCUCUGUUCGACACCCCGGAAGUGUGGCUGGCACACAGGCAGACGCACAACAAGAGCAGCACACACAACACGCUGUCUGACACGGAGUUUGUGUUACAGGCUGAUGGCUCAGUUACCCCGUUAGUCAGCGUUCAGAACCUGGUUCUGAGUGAGCAGCGGGCCGGGGAGAUUCUCACCUUGGCUCAGGUUUUGGCGGCGCAGCAGCAGGUCAGCCCCCUGCCCCCCACGCCCUCCCGGGGGACCCUGCUGCACUCCCCGUCCCCCCUGCCGGGCUCCGCCACCCUGCGGCUGCAGAUCUGCUCCGCCCAGGCGCUGGCCGACGGCUCCACGGGGCAGGGCCUCCGGCGGGCCAAGCUGCUCCCGCCGCUGCUGCCCGCCUGCUCCCCGCUGGAGUCCGGAGCGGGGAGGCCCGGGGAGGAGGUGUGCCUGGAGGUGGGAGGCCCGGGGAAGGAGGCGCAGGAGGGGGAAGAGGACACGGGCGAGGUGGUGAUCAUACACCCCUACGAGUGCUCCGAGUGCGCCCUGCUCUUCCAGACGCCCGAGGACUUCCUGCAGCACCAGGGCGAGCACUUCCUGGCCCAGGACAAGGAGAGCGGGGAGGAGGGGCACAGCGCCUUCCUCCCGCCCCGGCCCCGCCCGGCCCCGCCGCCGCCCCUCUCCCUGCAGUGCGCCGAGUGCCAGCGCACCUUCACCUCGGCCAAUCGGCUGUCGGCGCACCGGCGCGUGCACGAGCACGGCACCCACGAGUGCCCCGAGUGCGACAAGGUGUUCAAGAAGCCGGCGUCGCUGCAGACGCACAUGCGCACGCACUCGGGCGAGGCCCGCUACCUCUGCAUGGACUGCGGCCACGGCUUCACCACCGAGAUGACCCUCAUCAUACACAGAAAGUCCCACACGGCUGAGCCCCUCCACAGGUGUCAGUUCUGUGCCAAGACGUUCACCAACAUGACCAAGUUCCUGUACCACCGGCGCACCCACACCGCCCGCAACCCCCUGGCCCCCAUCACCAUGGUUCCGGCCGCCCCCCACCUCAGCAUCCUGCAGCGGGCCAAGGAGCGGGAGGAGGCCAGCGUGAGGGAGAGGGAGGCCCCCACGAGCGCAGCCGUCCCCCCCGGCCAGGAGCCGCGCGGCAGCCCCGGGGGGUCAGAGCCGGGCGGGGCGCUCCCUCAGCCCGGGGGAGAGAACGGGCUGGACGCGGAGCACGGGCGGGAGACGCACGGCGGGGAGGACGCCGCGAUGGACACCUCCUCCGCGCCUCCCGCCCCCGCGGACGCCUCCUCCGGCCCCGCGGAGCGCGCGGCGGCCCCCAGGGGCCAGGCCUUCCCCUGCCCGUCCUGCAGCAAGGCCUUCCCCUCCCAGCUGUGCCUGGUGCGGCACCGGCGCACGGUGCACGUGAGCGAACGGCGCUUCAAGUGCGGCGUGUGCGGGAAGCCCUUCAAGAAGCAGAUCCACGUGCGCAACCACCUGCGCGUGCACACGGGCGAGCGGCCCUUCCAGUGCAGCGACUGCGGCAAGACCUUCUCCUCGCUGGCCAACCUGUCGCGCCACGGCCUGACGCACUCGGGCCUGCGGCCGUACCGCUGCGACGUCUGCCACAAGGCCUUCACGCAGUCCUCCAACCUGCGGCAGCACCGGCUCAUGCACGCCAACCCCGCGCCCUUCCCCUGCCCCGACUGCCCCGCCGCCUUCCUGCGCCCCGCCAAGCUGGCCGCCCACCGCUACGUGCAGCACCCGGGCUCCCCCGCGCCCUUCCCCUGCCCGCGCUGCCCCGAGGGCUUCCUCCGCAAACGCCAGAGGGACCGGCACUGCCUGGAGGCCCACCCGGAGACGGACGGCGACGCCCCGGCGACCGGCGCCGAGUCGUCCGCCCCCCCGGCGACCGCCGAGGCCGCGCCCCCCUCGGGCCUGGAGGGCGGGACCCCCGGGGACGGCCCCGCCCUCCCGCCCCGCGCGGGCCCGGAGUGCUCCGUGUGCGGCAAGCGGCUGAACUCGGCCGCCAACCUGCGGCUGCACCAGCUGAGCCACGGCCGCCGACGUGCGGGCGGGCCCCCGGGGGCCCGGGCCAAGGGCCACCAGUGCCCCGUGUGCGGGAAGCUGUUCGUGUCGUCCUCCGGCGUGGUGCUGCACCAGCGCGUGCACACGGGCGAGCGGCCCUUCCCCUGCGCGCAGUGCGGCAAGCGCUUCCGGCAGAACACGCACCUGCGGGAGCACCUGCGCACGCACUCGGGCGAGAGGCCCUUCCGCUGCGAGCUGUGCGGGAAGGGCUUCGUGCAGAGCAUGCACCUGGCCGAGCACCGCCGCACGCACACCGGGGAGCGCCCGCACGCCUGCGCCGUGUGCGGCAAGGCCUUCAAGACCUUCUCCAACCUGCGCAGCCACCGCAAGACCCACGCCCGCGCCCCGCCCGAGGAGGCCGCCGCCGCCCUGGCCCUGACGGACGCCGCCGCCGCGGUGCCCGCCCUCUGCCAGCAGGGGGAGCCGCAGCUCAUCCAGAUACAGACGCAGCAGGGUCAGAACACGCCCACCAUCAUGUGCAACGAGUUCGGGGAGACCAUCGCCAUCAUCGAGACCAGCGAGGGCGGCGCCCUGCCCCUGGCCGAGGCCAUCGAGAUCUACCAGACCGCCCUGGAGAACAGCCUGGGCCUGGACUCCAUCACCGUGGACAGCCUGCAGCUCCUCUGAGAGAGGCGGGAGGGGGGAUAAUAUCACAUCGGAUCAAGGGAUCAUCUAGGGAGGAGGACAUUAAAGACGUUGGCCCUUUAAGACUUCAGGAACGAGGCGCACAGACGGGCGACCUCACCCUCGGGUGGACAU
Messenger RNA from Conger conger (European conger), 3762 nucleotides. It is a transcript of the gene znf526, whose product is annotated as zinc finger protein 526. Gene Ontology annotation, molecular function: DNA-binding transcription factor activity, RNA polymerase II-specific; RNA polymerase II cis-regulatory region sequence-specific DNA binding. The coding region runs from base 562 to 3630 and encodes 1022 amino acids. The record is from RefSeq and is a predicted model, not a curated record. Gene Ontology annotation, biological process: regulation of transcription by RNA polymerase II. NCBI's taxonomy places the organism in Eukaryota, Metazoa, Chordata, Actinopteri, Anguilliformes, Congridae. The transcript is spliced from 9 exons.